AUGGCCGGGGCCUGGCCUGGCUUCUCCGAGCAGGAGCUCCGGCGGCUCCAGGGGCAGCGCCGAGGUAAGCAAGGCCGGCGGCGGGUGAGGGGCGGCCGGGGAGGCGGGUUGCGGGAAGCCGGAGCCGGUUUGUUUCGCAGGCGGCCCAGCUGGCCUCGGGGUCUCUCAUAGAAAAGAAAAUGGUCGAGUUGGGACCCCCAAGGGUCAUCUAGUCCAACCCCCUGCAAGGCAGGAAUCUUUGCCCAACGCGGGAUUCAGAACCCACGACCCUGAGAUCGAGAGUCCCAGGCUGAGCUAUUCCAGACCAGAUGGGGAAAUUACAAGUAAUUAAAAAAAAAAAUAAAAUCAUAGAAUCCUAGAGUUGGAAGAGACCACAAGGGCCAUCGAGUCCAACCCCCUGCCAAGCAGGAAACACCAUCAGAGCACUCCUGACAUAUGGUUGUCAAGCCUCUGCUUAAAGACCUCCAAAGAAGGAGACUCCACCACACUCCUUGGCAGCAAAUUCCACUGUCAAACAGCUCUUACUGUCAGGAAGUUCUUCCUAAUGUUGAGGUGGAAUCUUCUUUCUUGUAGUUUGGAUCCAUUGCUCCGUGUCCGCUUCUCUGGAGCAGCAGAAAACAACCUUUCUCCCUCCUCUAUGUGACAUCCUUUUAUAUAUUUGAACAUGGCUAUCAUAUCAGCCCUUAACCUCCUCUUCUCCAGGCUAAACAUGCCCAGCUCCCUUAGCCGUUCCUCAUAAGGCAUCGUUUCCAGGCCUUUGACCAUUUUGGUUGCCCUCCUCUGGACACGUUCCAGUUUGUCAGUGUCCUUCUUGAACUGUGGUGCCCAGAACUGGACACAGUACUCCAGGUGAGGUCUGACCAGAGCAGAAUACAGUGGCACUAUUACUUCCCUUGAUCUAGAUGCUAUACUCCUAUUGAUGCAGCCCAGAAUUGCAUUGGCUUUUUAGCUGCCGCGUCACACUGUUGGCUCAUGUCAAGUUUGUGGUCAACCAAGACUCCUAGAUCCUUUUCACAUGUACUGCUCUCAAGCCAGGUGUCCCCAUCUUGUAUUUGUGCCUCUCAUUUUUUUGCCCAAGUGCAAUACUUUACAUUUCUCCCUGUUAAAAUUCAUCUUGUUUGUUUUGGCCCAGUUCUCUAAUCUGUCAAGGUCAUUUUGAAGUGUGAUCCUGUCCUCUGGGGUGUUAGCCACCCCUCCCAGUUUGGUGUCAUCUGCAAAUUUGAUCAGGAUGCCCUUGAGUCCAUCAUCCAAGUCGUUGAUAAAGAUGUUGAAUAAGACCGGGCCCAAGACAGAACCCUGUGGCACCCCACUAGUCACUCUUCUCCAGGAUGAAGAGGAACCAUUGAUGAGCACCCUUUGGGUUCGGUCAGUCAGCCAGUUACAAAUCCACUGACCAAAUUAAAACAAUACCUUACUGUUGCUGUAUGUAGGUUUUAUUUUAUUGGUUUCUUAUCUUAUAUUUUGGGAAUGUACAUCCAAUUUUUCCCCCCACCUUAAAUUUUGUGGGCGUACGCUAUAGCUUAUUUAGUUUAUAUGUAUUAUUUAGUAUAUAUGUAAAUCUGGCACUGCUGGCAAUGGCUUUCCAGGGUCACAGGCAGGGGACAUUCUACCUACCUGCCCUACCUGCAAAUGCCAGGGAUUGAUCCCAAGGGACCUUCUGCAUGCAAGGCAGGUGUGGUGCUGCAGAGCUGUGGGCCCCUCCCCUAAACAUAAAUUUAAGUUUCCAGUCCUCAUGGUUCUGAUUAACGGGCUGGUUUAAAUAAGUGCGCAGGAAGUUGCCUUAUACCGAGUGCCUUUAGCUCAGUAUGGGCUGCACUGCUUGGCAGCUGCUCACCAGGUUUGGCUAAGCAAAUCAGUCUCUUGAGCUUAAGCCAAGAAAGGGUAUUCUCUACAGUGGUGCCCCGCAAGACGAAUGCCUCGCAAGACGAAAAACCCGCUAGACGAAAGGGUUUUCCGUUUUCCGAUGCGCUUCGCAAGACGAAUUUCCCUAUGGGCUUGCUUCGCAAGGCGAAACGUCUUGCGAGUCUUGUGAUUUUUUUCGCUUCCCCCCCUUUUCUAAGCCGCUAAUAGCCUUUUAGCCUCUAAGCCGCUAAGCCUUUAAUAGCCGCUAAACCGCUAAUAGCGCUAAUCCGCUAAGCCGCUAAUAGGGUUGCUUCGCAAGACGAAAAAACCGCUAGACGAAGAGACUCGCGGAACGGAUUAUUUUCGUCUUGCGAGGCACCACUGUAUAAGAUUGAAUAACAAUAUAUGAAUCAAGACUUUGAGAUUAGACCACUGAAGAAGCCUGGAAAACUAUCUUGGGGAGUGUGCUAUCUGCAAGCCCCAGUCAAAGGGCCCCAUCAGAGGCGAACAGCGGCCUCUUGAUUACCGUAUUUUUCGCCCUAUAGGACGCACUUUUUCCCCUCCAAAAAUGAAGGGGCAAUGUGGGUGCGACCUAUGGGGCGAAUACAGGCUUCGCUGAAGCCUGGAGAGCGAGAGGCUCUCGCUCUCCAGGCUUCAGGAAGCUCUGCGCAACCCUCCGGAGCCCGGCGCGAAGCCGCGCCGGCCUCCGGAGGGUCGCGCAGAGCUGCCUGCCCUCCCGGGGUCCGCGCAGCUCUGCGCAUCCCUCCGGAGCCCGGCGCCAAGCCGCGCCCGCCUCCGGAGGAUCGCACAGAGCUGCCUGCCCUCCCGGGGUCCGCGCAGCUCUGCGCUCCCCUCCGGAGCCCGGCGCCAAGCCGCGCCGGCCUCCGGAGGGUCGCGGAGAGCUCCCUGCCCUCCCCGGGUCCGCACAGCUCUGCGCAUCCCUCCGGAGCCCGGCGCCAAGCUGCGCCGGCCUCCGGAGGGUCGCGGAGAGCUGCCUGCCCUCCCAUGGUCCGCACAGCUCUGCGCAUCCCUCCAGAGCCCGGCGCGAAGCCGCGCCCGCCUCCGGAGGGUUGCGCAGAGCUGCCUGCCCUCCCGGGGUCCGCGCAGCUCUGCGCGACCCUCCGGAGCCCGGCGCCAAGCCGCGCCCGCCUCCGGAGGGUCGCAGAGAGCUACCUGCCCUCCCGGGGUCCGCACAGCUCUGCGCAUCCCUCCGGAGCCCGGCGCCAAGCUGCGCCGGCCUCCGGAGGGUCGCGGAGAGCUGCCUGCCCUCCCAGGGUCCGCACAGCUCUGCGCAUCCCUCCAGAGCCCGGCGCGAAGCCGCGCCCGCCUCCGGAGGGUCGCGCAGAGCUGCCUGCCCUCCCGGGGUCCGCGCAGCUCUGCGCGACCCUCCGGAGCCCGGCGCCAAGCCGCGCCCGCCUCCGGAGGGUCGUGGAGAGCUACCUGCCCUCCCGGGGUCCGCACAGCUCUGCGCAUCCCUCCGGAGCCCGGCGCCAAGCUGCGCCGGCCUCCGGAGGGUCGCGGAGAGCUGCCUGCCCUCCCAGGGUCCGCACAGCUCUGCGCAUCCCUCCAGAGCCCGGCGCGGCCGCGCCCGCCUCCGGAGGGUCGCGCAGAGCUGCCUGCCCUCCCGGGGUCCGCGCAGCUCUGCGCGACCCUCCGGAGCCCGGCGCCAAGCCGCGCCCCGCCUCCGGAGGGUCGCGGAGAGCUACCUGCCCUCCUGGGGUCCGCACAGCUCUGCGCAUCCCUCCGGAGCCCGGCGCCAAGCUGCGCCGGCCUCCGGAGGGUCGCGGAGAGCUGCCUGCCCUCCCCGGGUCCGCACAGCUCUGCGCAUCCCUCCAGAGCCCGGCGCGAGCCGCGCCCGCCUCCGGAGGGUCGCGCAGAGCUGCCUGCCCUCCUGGGGUCCGCGCAGCUCUGCACGACCCUCCGGAGCCCGGCGCCAAGCCGCGCCCGCCUCCGGAGGGUUGCGGAGAGCUGCCUGCCCUCCCGGGCUCCGCGCAGCUCUGCGCAUCCCUCCGGAGCCCGGCGCCAAGCCGUGCCGGCCUCCGGAAGGUCGCGCAGAGCUGCCUGCCCCCCGGGCUCCGCGCACCUCUGCGCGACCCUCCAGAGCCCGGCGCCAAGCCGUGCCGGCCUCCGGAAGGUCGCGCAGAGCUGCCUGCACUCCCGGGCUCCGCGCACCUCUGCGCGACCCUCCAGAGCCCGGCGCCAAGCCGUGCUGGCCUCCGGAGGGUCGCGCAGAGCUGCCUGCACUAGGAAGCCUCAGCGCGCCCGGGCUUCGCACAGCUGUCCGCAAGCCUGGGGAGACCGGCGCGGCUCCCUCGGCUUGGGGAUCGACGGCUCUUCUGGGGGCUGGGGUCGGGGGGAAGCUCGGGCUUCCCCCGUGCCAGCCCUGUGCCUGGUGGGGAAAUAAAUUUUUUUUCUUUAUUCCCCCCCCCCCCCAAAAAAACUAGGUGAGUCCUAUAGGGCGGUGCGUCCUAUGGGGCGAAAAAUACGGUACUUGGACUGCCAGGGCGAAACAGGUGCAAAAUGCCGGUACCCUGUCAUUUACAACUUCCAUUAACAUCUGUCUACAAUUCCACUAGCAUCUCUCAGUAUUGUGAAUAACACCGAACUUACCCGGUACCUUUUGUUGGUACCUUCAUGAACUUAUCUAAAAGACUGAAUUAAUUUAUUGAUACCAGACAUUAUAAGUUCAUCUUAGGCUGGGUAGUUCGCAAGUCUCUGUGGCUUUGUUUAAUGUUUUGUAUUUUUCUCAGAAGGUUGAUAAAGUAUGUAUAAUUUAUUAUUCUGUGUAUAUUAUUCGCCAACGUGUUGCAUGAGUCGCACUACUUCUUUCAGCAGCACAGGUUGCGUUUUUCUAGUGCCAGGUUUUUCAGGCAGGGGACAUUCCCAGCCCCUACAUGGAGAUACCAGGGGUUGAAUCUGGAAUUUUCUGGAUGCAAAGCAAGGGCUCCACCACUGAAUAACCAAACAACAUACAGGAUCACCUGCAGUAGAGUAAACCAUGCCACCUAAACUGCAUUAAAAAUUAUUUUAAAUUGUUACUGUUAUAUUAUUAUCAAUACUCACUCUUGAGUUCCAGAAGCCUGAGGUCUGUUCUAAAACGGUUCUGGAUUAAAGUUUUGCAGUCAAUUCUUUUAGGGGAGGGGUGAAAUUAAUUCAUUUCUUUCUUUUUUAAAAUUUAUUUAAUCAUUUUUUUCGAUACAAACAGCAACCGCAAAAGACACAUACAACCAAAAGCAUAAUAACAAUAAUAACACAAUUUGACAAUUCAGAUUUGAAUACACGGAUAUACCUAUGACUACACCUUUUAAUCAAUAUUUUCCAACCUCUCUCCCCCCUCCACUUCCCCCCACUAUCCGCCUUAUCGCUUACAUAUUCAUUCCAGAUUUAUCCAUUCUUAAUUUGCGUCGACAUGCAAUUCGUUCGUAUGUAGCUAAUCUGUCCAUAUUAUCAAUCCAUGUGCUCAAUAGAAUCUUUUGCGGCUCUUCCAAUUCAUCAAAACAAGUUUUUUUUGCUUCUAAUACAGCACGGUACAUCCAUUUUUUUGACCUCUUGAAAUCUCCCACGUUUCUGGAAUAAAAAUUUAGAAUUAAAUUAAAUUCCCUAUAUAACAAUUUCUUUUUAUUACUCUUGUUAUAAAUAUCCUCACCUCGUACCAAAAUGAUCUUAUCAUCAGGCAGUUAAUCAUCAUUUGUUCUAAGUUCGCAUUUUUACUCCCACAUCUCCAGCAGUUGUCUGCACUUGUUAUUUUCUUCUGGAAUAGUUUUGCUGGAGUCCAGUGGACUCUGAAUAAUAUUUUCUGUUGAAUAAGUCUUAGUCUUAGAUCCAUAGAGGCUAUUUCUGUUGAUUUUAUACUUGACUCCAAUACAGUAUAUCAUUUGUUAUCUGUACCCCUAACUCUUCCCUCCAUUUUUGUCUAUCAUAUUCUAAAUCCUAUUUUUUCAAUUUUAAUUCACUUCUUUAUUUUGUAGCUUACCCUGCCCCAUGAUGUGAAAGCCUAAUUUUUGUUUAUUUGGGCCAUUUAGAUGCGCCUCUUGCACCGCAGCAUCGGACGGCUCCUGUAAGCAAGCACCGCCUACAUCUGCAGCGCAAAAAGCCAGUUCAGCAGAUAUGUGGAGAAGCAGAACUUCCCGAUGGAGCAGCCUUGUCGUUACCCCUGGAGCAGAGGCUUUCUGUGCCCAAACCGAGCGCUCCUCUCCCCAGACGCCUCUCCCACCGCCCCAGUCUCCGACAGCGGGAGAGCAGCAAGAUGCCAAAAGCAACAGGUUCAACCUGGAGUAGAUAA
Podarcis lilfordi (Lilford's wall lizard) is the source of this 6124-nucleotide messenger RNA. NCBI's taxonomy places the organism in Eukaryota, Metazoa, Chordata, Lepidosauria, Squamata, Lacertidae. The record is from the annotation of a GenBank genome assembly.